Molecule: messenger RNA, 4521 nt
Organism: Biomphalaria glabrata
Lineage: Eukaryota; Metazoa; Mollusca; Gastropoda; Planorbidae
Product: glucosamine 6-phosphate N-acetyltransferase-like
Exons: 7
Coding region: 160-753 (197 amino acids)
Biological process (GO): UDP-N-acetylglucosamine biosynthetic process
Cellular component (GO): endoplasmic reticulum-Golgi intermediate compartment; Golgi apparatus; endoplasmic reticulum
Molecular function (GO): glucosamine 6-phosphate N-acetyltransferase activity; monosaccharide binding
Source: RefSeq, a predicted model, not a curated record
AUAUACCUAGCACUAGAAUGCCUAGAUCUAGCUUUAGCAUCUUAUAGAACAAAUAAGACAGUACAAUCUUUUCGUUAUAUCUUGAGACUACAUGACGCAAAGUUUAUUAUUGGUUAAACAGGGACACGGAUCUGCAUUAGUUAAGUAAAGUCAGUAAAGAUGUCAUGUAUACAAGAUACAGAGUGUAGAGAGAAUGGGAACAAAGAAGAUUAUCUCUUCAGUCCUGAAGUCCUUACCAAUCUUGACAGUAGUGACUUUAGAGGCGAUUACAAAAAUGGUAUUUCACCCUUGAAGCCUGGACCAGACCUCUGUGCAAGACCUCUUAGUAGUGGGGAUUAUGAUAAAGGUUAUCUAGAUUUACUCACUGAAUUGACUAUUGUGGGUGAUAUUUCAAGAGAUACAUUUCUUAAUCAGUUUUAUAAAAUGAAGGCAUGUGGUGACAAUUACUACAUCAUAGUUAUAGAAGACCUGUCAAAAAAUAAAAUUAUUGGUACAGCCACUCUGGUGAUAGAAAAAAAGUUUAUUCAUCAUGUUUCGUCUAGAGCUCGUGUUGAAGAUGUUGUAGUCAGCAAUGAGUACAGAGGUCUACAGUUAGGAAAAGUUUUAUUGGAUAUACUUGUCUGCCUGAGCAAGAAAAUGGGCUCCUAUAAAGUAUCAUUGGAGUGCAAGGACCAUAACGUUAAGUUCUACGAGCAGUUUGGAUUUGAAAAAGCUCCAGAGCAGAACUUCAUGCACAUCCGCUACUUUGAUUGAUGACAGUCGGUUUAUUACAAAAAAUGUUAAACUAACUUAGGCUCUGUAUAGAUUUUGUUCCCAUUAUUUAUUUAUAAUCAGUAAUGAUAUUGUAGACGUGAUAUGAUUUGUAUAGACACUCUCCUUUGGUCUUGUUCUUGUAAUAUGCCAUGCAGAGUAAAUGUGUGGCUGGCUUGCAGAAAUAUGUUAGCCUUACAUCCUCUAUUUAUUGUAUCAAUAUCUUCAGAGCUACUAUGAUUUAUUCUGUUAUGAUGAAAAAUUAAACAUUUUUUUUUAUGAUAUUAUUUUUAACUGAAUAAUAAUGCUUUUGUAAAAUCUAAUCCUUUAAAGAAACUUACAUUUAUUUUGUUUCAAUCAUUUCUGCUUACAUUUUUUAUAUGAAAGUGUUUUUUUAAUCUUGCAUAUUUUUUUAAAGUUAAUCUUUUUUUUCUCUCUGUAAUGUAAUUGUUCUUGCUUGCAGUGAUAUAUGAGGUUGUGUUUAGAACUCAUUAUGUUUCAUGAAUCUCAUGGCUUCUCAUAAUUCUUGCUUAUAAUAAUAAUCAUAACAAAUCCUGAAUUCUGAUUGAACAAUAACCCGCAUUUUUCUUUUAAAUCUCUUGUCCUAAUAAAAAAUUUAUGGCAGUAAUUUUAAUUGCAAAUGAACAACUCAGUUCUUUUUGGUAUUCCUAUUAGCAAACACACAUAAGAAUCUCAUUGUAAUGAAUUUUAGGUAUCCCAUGCUAAAGCUCUAGUAGUUGAUCUGUUUCAUGGUAACUCUUGUCAAGAUUUGUUUUGUUUGUAUCCAAUGAAACUUUACAAUUUUUAGAUGUAUUUUUAUUUGUAUUUAUUGUAGCAUUUAUGGCAUUAUAAUUGUAUUUAAGAACAACUUACUGAAACUGAGAUCUUUAUGUAACAUGUGUCAAGAGAUGCCAGUCACUUAUGAGAGCAUUGAUUGUAGUAUUAUAUUUGUAGUACACUAUUAUUGGUUUCCUAAUGUCUCCUUGAUAAAUUUAACAAGGCCGUAAACAUUUAGAAUUUUUAUCUGAAAGAUAAGUGAAAUGUUUUCAUAUGUCAUUAUGUCGAGUUUAUAGUGUUCUUGUGUGUUGAGAUACACUUGUUAUUGAUGUAUACAUUUAUGUAUUUGCACUGUGCCUUAACACUUGGACCAUGUUUUGUAGUGUAUUAAUAAUACUUAUGUUUACUGACUAACAUAUCAAAUAUUAUGAUUUGUGUCCUUAAAAUGAAGUGUUUUCUUGUAUGCUAUACAAGAUAAAAAAUUAUACAUGAUCAAUUCAUUUUAGAAUAGAAAGAAAGUUGUGCUCUUAAAACAGAAGAGUUACUUGGCCAUGACAUUGCUUAAGAAUUCCAAGGUGCCAUUGACUAGGGCAUAAACAAAAUAAGGAAAGUUUGUUUAAGUUGCAUUGUAUUUUAUAGAAGUUGCAUGCCAUAAUAUUUCCAGAUAUUUCAACCUAAUGUACAGGUCUUUUUCAUUUUUUUCUUGCGUAGGAAGCUGUAUCUCUUCUUCGUCUUUGCUCUAAUUUUGUAGGUGUACGAGGGACACUGAUUUUGACUGGUUCACACCUUUAUGCUAUUAUUCUUAGUCCUAUGCAAUUCAUAUCAAGUUUACAAAGAAUACUCCUUGAUUGGUCAUUCAAAAACAUUUGUUUUGUUCUGUGUAGGAAGACAAUGUAGCUGAAAAAAACUUGACAUUCCAUGAUUUGCCAACUUUCAUUAACAAAAAAUUUUAGAUAUUAUACAAGUAAGGAAAUGUGAGGAAAUAUUGCUCAGGUAUUUUUUUUUUAUUCUUUAUUUUUUGUAAAUGGUUGGUGACCCAUUUUAAAACAAACUUUUUUUUAUGCACUAACAGUUUUUGUUUUUUUUUUAAUUAGGUAUACAGUAACAUACAGUAUUGUAACACUAUAUUACCAAGUUUCUAUUGUUUUAUUAGAUAACAUUGCAUGCACCAUGUUUGAUAAAGUCUGGCACAUAUUGAAAUAUGAAUGGUUAUCACAUAAUUAAAUAUACUGCACCUGAAAAUGAACUCAGUAAAUUAGUAAUUAAAUCUAACUAAUUUAGCCAAGUGGUAAGCUAGAUAACUAUUGAUUAAUAUUGAAAACAGUGUAACAUAUCACUGUAGAACAAAUUAAAUUAAUCUGAGUUUACCUCAUCUAUGCUGUUUCCUUUCAAUCUAAAAGUAGAUUGUUAUCAAUUUUUUUUUUUUCAUUUUCAAUUCUGACAUGCGAUGUCAUAAAAUCAACCUGUGAUGACUGUGUGUAUAAGAAUCUAAAAUAUUUUGUUCUCCAUUGUGCUGUCCAGUUCACAUUAACAUAAAUACUGAUAGUCUCUCAUUCUGAAGCUUGUCAGUAGCUCAUGUAACUAAUGUUUGUACACCAGAGUGUCAGCUUUAUGUACUUUGAAGGAAGACAGUGUUGAUUGAAUCAGGUUAGACUUGUCAGUUCUCACUUUACUUUGAUUUUAUGUUGUUGUUUUUUCUCUUCUUAAACAUGAAUAUAAAAUGUGUACAAUUGUAAACACUUGACUAGUUACCAACUCUGCAUAUCUUGAUCAUUGGAAUAAUGGAAGUCUGCCAUUACUUUAGCAGAAAGCUUAUAUGGGUUUAAUGUUUUUAGUCAAUGAUAAUGAAAAAUGAUAAGCAAUCCACAUUGAUAGAUAUUCUUAUACUGCAUUGUACAUUCAGUUUCCCAGUUUUCUCUAUUUGUAAACGUUCUAUCUCUUUCAAACUUUCUUAUAGCACCAAGAGUUACAUCCUUCUAUUCAAUCUAUUGACAUUAAGGGUGACAAGUGCCUUGUAAUUGUCACAGGUAAUGCACUCAAAUCUUGGAAAUACAUUCCUUACCUGUAGAUUGGUAACUUAGCUUUUAUCAUAACCUAAAAUUCCCUUUCUUAUUUAAAUUGGAUUGUUUUUAUGUAGAGAAAAGAAUAAUAUGCUCUCUGAGACUGUUCAGGGUUUGUAAGGUUACAUGCCUUUAAUAAAUGUCAUUAUCUGUCUAAAUCAAGGUUUAUUAUUUAAAACAGAAACCGACGAUCUUGGCACUAUGUGAUGUUUAAAGAAAAGUCCGGUGAUCAGGCUUAAUUUCAUUACAAGCCAAAAUGAUAACAAGUUGCCACAUAGGACUUUUAAAAAUAUAUUUUAUGUAUAUGUUUCAGUGGACUGCGUUGACAUGUUGAUGGUAGGCUACUUAGACUCUAGUUGCAAUUUAAAAUUGAUCUACUUUUAGACCUAUUAAAAAAUCUACUUUAUUUACAAGAUAAGGGUAAGUGUGAUGUUUGUAUGUCAUGGUAAUGCUACUGACAUCAUUUUGUUUCUGUUGCUAAUCCAAAUGUCCAGUUGAAACUGUUCAUGUUUCUGUGGCACUGUGUCUCUGUCUGUAAUUUAAGCACUUUUUGUGUUAACGAUGUCUUAUGUCGUGUCAGUGACGUCUAGAUCUCUUUCUAGAAGUGACAUGAAGAGAGUAACCAUACCAUGAUAUGCUUUCUUUCUUUUUUUCAAACUUUGAGUUGGCAGCUGCUUUAAACAGUAUUUUAGUUAGUUUGUUAUGUGUUCAAUGCAUUGUAUGAGUUAGACCUUUGUAUUGUUUGUUACUAUACAUCAUUUAGAUCUAUAUUCAACAACGAUCUCUUCACCUUUUUUUCUCUCUCUCUUUGUUGAUUGCAUUCCUCUACACUGUAUCCUCUCUGUGUUGGCAAUUGUAGUGUUUUAGUGGGAGAUGAACUGAAGACAUUCUGGGUAUAAACUGUGACGGUGAAUUAAACGAAAUGAUUAACUCA